AUGUCAAUUCCAGUUACUCAGUAUGGAUUUGUGUACAACAAGUCAACGGGACUCAAUUUGAAUAAGAAUCUCCCAGUUCAAUCGCCUGGAGUCGGGCAAGUACUUUUAAAGGUUGAUGCUGUUGGAUUGUGUCAUUCCGAUUUACAUGUUAUUUAUGAAGGACUUGAUUGUGGUGACAAUUAUGUGAUGGGUCACGAAAUUGCUGGUACAGUUGCCGAUGUAGGUCCAGAAGUGGAGAAUUGCAGUGUUGGUGAUAGAGUUGCAGCCCUUGGGCCCAAUGGAUGUGGGGACUGUAGAAUAUGUCGCAGCGGCGCUGAGAAUGAUUGCAAGCGGUCUUUUGCCAAUUGGUUCGGAUUGGGUGUUGAUGGCGGUUACCAACAGUAUUUGCUAGUUUCAAAACCACGUAAUUUGGUGAGAAUUCCUGAUAACGUUUCCUCGGAGGUUGCGGCUGCAGCAACUGAUGCUGUUUUGACUCCUUACCACGCUUUGAAGAUGACAAAAAUUGGGCCCAGCUCAAACAUCUUGAUUAUUGGAGCUGGUGGUUUAGGUAUCAAUGCAGUUCAAAUUGCAAAAGCCUUUGGAGCCCAUGUCACUGUUUUGGAUAAGAAAGAAAAAGCACGUGCAUUGGUUAAAAAGUACGGUGCCGACGUAGUUUUGGAGAGCUUGCCUGCUAGUACUGAAACAGGAAUAUUUAACGCUUGUUUUGAUUUUGUUUCAGUUCAAUCUACAUUUGAGAUUUGUCAGAAAUAUUGUGAGCCUAGAGGUUGUAUUGUACCAGUUGGUCUUGGUUCUCCUAAAAUCACUUUGGAUUUAGCUGAUUUGGACUUGCGUGAAAUUCGUAUUUGUGGAUCUUUUUGGGGAACAGCUAAUGAUUUGGAAGAGGUUUUUGCCUUGAUUGGAAAAGGUAUGAUUAAACCUAUGGUUCAAUCAGCCAAGUUGGAAGAGUUGCCACAAUAUAUUGAGAAGUUGAGGAAGAAUGAAUAUGAGGGAAGAGUUCGAGAUAGUGUUGUGACAAGCUACAAAGCUACAAAAAGCUACGAGGUGUCGCUCGAUAGUGUCGGUGGCAGCUACGAGGUGUCGCUCGAUAGUGUCGGUGGCAGCUACGAGGUGUCGCUCGAUAGUGUCGGUGGCAGCUACGAGGUGUCGCUCGAUAGUGUCGGUGGCAGCUACGAGGUGUCGCUCGAUAGUGUCGGUGGCAGCUACGAGGUGUCGCUCGAUAGUGUCGGUGGCAGCUACAAGGUGUUGCUCCACUAUCUCGCUUCGCUCGAUAGUGUUGAUAGUGUCGACAGUGUCGACGCGCGUAUCGGAAUACUUGCCAGGUCGCUUAUACCGCCCGAGCUUGGCGAUGAGUAUGUUCAGAGUAUAGCAAAUGAGUUAUUCAUUUCGCUAUGGAAGAAGUCGCCAACCAAGAAGAACCAGGAUAUAUCUCAAAUAAUCAAUAAAUUCAAAGUACGAUUCUUAAGUAACAAUUUGAAGCUGGAGUGGCUCCAGUUUCAGGAAAUUGUCAACUCAUUAGCAAAGCUUAAAGAUUUGAACCAGAUUGCAAAUUAUCUCGUGUUUUUCGAUGCCUUGCAUAAUGGGGAGCUAUUGCCAAUGUCAAAGUCAGUUUCCAACUCAAAACCAAAAUCAACGAGUUUUUUGGAGAAACAUCAUGUUGGUAGGAAUGGGAAAACGUUGGCUCAGCUUAUAGAGCCAUACUAUGAAACUUUAUCAGAAAAGGAGAUUUUAACUUAUUUACCCUAUACUUUAAGAGGAAUGGACUCGAAAUUGGUUGAGUUUACCGAUAAUUACCGACAAUUAGAAAUCCCACAAACAAUUAAUGAGAGCUACAGCUCGUUACUAAGACUGAUUUUUGAGUAUGCUUUUCUUUAUAAACAGUUGAUUCUUGUUGUUGAAAAUGAUAGAGGCACAAACCCACUGACAGUCCAAGCAGCAUUUGUGGCGUUGUUGGAAGAGAUAACUAAAGAGUAUAUUGGCGAAUUGAACCAGGUGUUCACUGAGGGACCCACAUCCAUCUUGUCAGUUUAUCAAAAAAUCUUUUCCUGGAUAUACAAGUUGAGGUUUUUGUACCGCAUAUCUCUCAAGUUGAAAACUUUGGAUGGGUACCACUUGCUAACGCAUGUUCACAAAUUUACAAAAUUUGGUGAUAAAAACAUUCUGGAUAUUGCAAAAAGAGUGUUUGCCGAGAUUGUCAAGCCGUAUUAUAAAAUAAUCGAAUUUUGGAUUAUUAAAGGUGAAUUGGUAGAUGAAAAUAAUGAGUUUUUUAUAACUUUUGAUCGAAAUGAAAACAGUUUUGAUAAGAUUAUUAAUUUCCAUAAAGAAAAAGUUCCAGACUUUGUACACUCUAGUGACAAGAUCUUCCAAAUUGGGAAAACGUUGAUUUUCUUAAACAAGUAUUGCAGGGAAUUAGAAUGGAUAAAUCGGUUCAAUGUCAAGUAUUCGAAAAGAUUGUUUUCCAAUGAUAGUAGAAAUAGCAAUUAUAGUAACAUGGCUACUUCUACUACUAAUAGUAAUAAUAAUAAUAAUGGGCUAGCGACGAUGAGCGAAAACGAAGUGGUGGAACUAAUAGCAGAUGAGUAUGACGAAACCUUGAGCUACUUUACCAAACUAAUGCAUCAAAAAUACAAUUUAUUGACACAUUUGCAAAUCUUCAAAAAAUUUUACUUAAUUGGGGCCAGCGACUUUAUAGAAUCCAUUAUGAUAAAGGGAAAAACCGUUCUCGACAAACCAUCCUUGGACAUCACACCAAGUCAAUUGGACAAAAUCUUGAACGAGGCAAUACAGCUGUCAGCGGUUAAAACGUUGAAAUAUACCGAUAGAGUCGAUAUGAAAGUUUUCACUUCAGAAAUAGGAAGCUUUGGAUGGGAAUCGUUCUUGCUUAAUUACAAGAUUGAUGAUUUACCUUUCAGUUACCUAUUAGAAGAUCAGAUUUCAGAAUAUUUCAAAAUGUUUCAUCUUUUGAGAAAAUUGCGACAUUUGGAGAUUCUUUUGAAUGCAAAUUAUGAGAUGUAUUCUGUUCUCAAUAAUAAAUUCAGUCGAAGCAUAAGAAAACAGUUUAGCAGAAGGUUCAAAUCGGUCACCAUUGCAAAUGUGCUAAGAAACCAUAUCAUAAAGUUUCUACAAAAUCUAAUAUCCUUUCUCUCUUACGAUAUUAUUGAGGAGUCUUAUGAGAGUGUAAUUGUGAAAAGAUUCUUUUACAAUGACAAUGACACUGACUUGUUAUUGGACAAACUGUUUAUGAAGUUGGAUAAUAGACACUACGAGCACUACAACGUCAACAAACUAACUAUAGAUGACUUAAUUCGAACACACGGAAGAUAUCUUGAGCAAAUUGUGUACACCGAUCUACUUAAUGAAAAAAAAAUAGGAAAGAAGACAAACAUCAGUUAUGUUUAUCAGAUCUAUGACUUGUUACAGACAAUUUUUGAUUUUGUGACUGCAGAUCAGGAGUAUCACUCUCUUAUACUCGAGUUUGCGUUUCUCGUUGAGCAGAGCUAUUCUGGUGAUUUUGAAACUGGACAAAAUUUAGAGAAGUUGAUUGAUCGUAUGAACAAAGUAAUGCAUAAACUUAAAAUCGAUAUAUUUGAAAGUGAAUUCAAGUUCCAAUUAAAUAAUUUAAAGGAGGAUUUAAAAUUGGAUAAUAAUUUACAAGAAUUUGGAACAUACAUAUAG
Lodderomyces oxycetoniae is the source of this 3672-nucleotide messenger RNA. Its product is annotated as SPC98. The coding region runs from base 1 to 3672 and encodes 1223 amino acids. Gene Ontology annotation, molecular function: oxidoreductase activity; zinc ion binding; gamma-tubulin binding. NCBI's taxonomy places the organism in Eukaryota, Fungi, Ascomycota, Pichiomycetes, Serinales, Debaryomycetaceae. The record is from RefSeq and is a predicted model, not a curated record. The transcript has 3 exons.